This is a messenger RNA of Cucumis sativus (cucumber), 2921 nucleotides long. RefSeq names its product putative serine/threonine-protein kinase-like protein CCR3. The transcript has a single exon. Gene Ontology annotation, molecular function: protein serine/threonine kinase activity; ATP binding. Gene Ontology annotation, biological process: protein phosphorylation. Lineage: Eukaryota; Viridiplantae; Streptophyta; Magnoliopsida; Cucurbitales; Cucurbitaceae. The record is from RefSeq and is a predicted model, not a curated record. The coding region runs from base 447 to 2690 and encodes 747 amino acids.
AUACUAAAGAAAAUAAUAAUAAUGUGUGAAGCUUAAGGUACCAAAAUAUAAUUAACAUCACUAACAUACAAAAAAUCAAAGAUUCCCAUGUAUCCCUACCCUUUUCAAUAGGGAUAUUUUAUAAUAAUUAUUACUAACAAAAUGGAAAAUCAAAAUAAAAUAAAUAAUUCAACUCUGAAGCUUUGAGAAAUUUGCGCUCCAUUUUCGAAAUAGACAAUGCCUGUGAUUUAACAAAGCCUCACUCUUAAACGAAUCUUGCUUUUAUGCUCCUCCUGAUCUUCUUCUUCUUCUUCUUCUUCUCCUUCUCUUCUUUCAAAUCCAUUUUUUUCCUGAUAGUGGAAUUGUUCAUUCAGAUUUCUGAAUAAACUCAUAACCUUCAUCAUUUCUUCUUCAAUGAAGGGGGAGGAGUAUGAUAAUUCUGUCAAUCUGGAGAGGCUGUCUCUCAAAUGACAUCAGAACUUGUGAUUCUUGUUGUUGUCUUGAUAUCUCUGCAGCUGCAUUGGGGUGUAGAUGCCCUCGGUUCGGCCUCCACUGUCGCUGUCGCAUAUGGCACCUCCACCGUCUGCGGUAUUUCUGCAGGUAAGAAAAGCCAGAGAAUUCAAUGCCAUAGAGGAGAUCAAGUGAUCUCCAUUCUACCCCAGGUCUCCUUUGAAGCAAUCUCUGGAGGGCAGAGCUUCUUCUGUGGUCUUCGAACUGGCGGGUUCAGUCUUCAUUGUUGGGAGACUGAUGCUGGAUUUUCGAAUCAUAGUUUUCAACCUAAACGUAUUUACUACAGCACCAACUUCCCAUUGACUGAUCUGGCUGUUGGUGAUGCUCAAGUUUGUGCAAGAGAGAUUAGUUCCGGUAAAGCUAUAUGCUGGAGGGGAUCAAACAGAGUAGGGUCUUUAUUUCCUUCGCCUGAUCCAGCAUUGGACUUUCUAACAAUCACAUCAGGAAGUGGGUUUUCAUGUGGGAUUCUGAAGAACAAAACCGUAAGGUGCUGGGGGAACAAUGGAAUUGGAUCAAAGAUUCAAUCUCAGCUUGGGAAUCUGCUAAUGGCAAGCUUAGUCGCUGGAGAGUCUCACGUCUGCGGAUUGACCGCAUUGGAUGGUGUUUUAGUAUGCAAAGGAAACAACAACGCUGGCCAAUUGGAGGUUCCUUCCAAUUCAGCUCAUGAGUACUCAGACCUUGCAUUGGGGACGAGUUUCACUUGUGCAAUAAGGCAAAAUAAUGGAGUGGUUUCAUGUUGGGGUGAAGGAGCAAAUGAACUCAACAUUGAAAAAAACAUCAAUGUAAGUGUUUCAUUUGAGCUAAUCACAGCAGGAUCUGACAUGUUAUGUGGGUUGAAAACAAAUAAUUUGACAAUAAUGUGUUGGUCCAAAGCCAACAACAACUCACCUGUUGUUCUUCCAUUGGGAAUGAUAAUCCCUGGCCCUUGUGUUCAAGAUUCUUGCAGCCACUGUGGCAUCUAUCCAAAUUCAGCAUUCCUCUGUGAUGGGUCUGGAAAUAUUUGCAAAUCUUGCCAGAGAGAGCUCCCAUUUGCAGUGCCAUUGCCAAAGAGUCCAAAUUCUUCAUCAAACCCAGGUUCCUCUUCACCUACAAAAUCCAUAAACAGGCUCACCAUGGCAUUUCUCAUAGUUGGAGCAAUUGGGGCUUUAGCAGGAACCUGCACCAUUUUGUUCUGCAUAUCGAAUUGCUUAACUUCUCGUUCUUCUUGCAACACAGCAAAUAAUCAAGAACAGAACAUAAAUCAACUAUCCCUAAUAGAAAAUUCCUCCGCACGGGCAUUUUCUCUAAUGGAGCUUGCUGUUGCAACAAACAACUUCUCCUCUGAAAACAAGAUAGGAGCAGGAAGCUUUGGAGUGGUUUACAAAGGGAAGCUCACAGAUGGAACAGAAGUAGCUAUCAAAAGAGGAGAAACCAAAAAUGACGAGAAAACAGAAGACCCACAAGAGAAACAAAACGCAUUUUGUUCAGAACUAACAACAGUAUUGCGGCUAAAUCACAAACAGUUGGUGGGCAUGGUGGGUUAUUGCCAAGAAAACGACGAGCGCCUCCUAGUUUACGAAUACAUGCCAAACGGUUCUCUCCAUGACCAUUUACACAACAAAGAUGGGUUAUUAUUAAAUACAUGGAACAUAAGGAUAAAAAUCGCAUUAGAUGCAGCCAGAGGAAUCGAGUACCUUCACAAUUACGCAGUCCCACCGAUAAUCCACCGAGACAUCAAAUCCUCCAACAUACUACUAGACGGAAAUUUCACAGCCAAAGUGUCCGAUUUCGGAUUGUCGUUAAUGCGACAACCGGAAACUUCAACGGAGAGCGCGGUUGGGGGUACAAUAGGGUACAUUGAUCCGGAGUACUACGUAUCGAAGAUUUCAACGGCGAAAAGCGACGUGUACGGAUUAGGGGUUGUACUACUGGAGCUUUUGACGGGGAAGAAGGCAGUGUUUAGAGAUAGCGGAGGUGGAGUUCCGAUGACGGUGGCAGAAUAUGCGGUGGAGCGAAUUGGGAGAGGGGAGCUAUGGAAUGUGGUGGAUAAGAGGGUAAGGGGAGGAGAGAUGAAGGAAGUGGAUGCGGUGGAAAUGGUGGCGUAUACGGCGAUGCAUUGUGUGAAGUUGGAGGGAGAAGAAAGGCCGAAUAUUGGGGACAUUGUUGAGAAUUUGGAGAAAGCUAUUGCUCUUUGUAGUGACGAACUCUGUGACAGUGUCUAACACCAUUUCUUCCUUUUCUUCUUCUUAUUCUUCUUCGUCUUCUUCUUCUUCUUCUUCCUCUUCUUCUCCUCCUCCUUCUCUAGAAUGAUGGGUUGUUCUUCUUUUCCAUUUUAUUUAUCUUACAACCAUUUAUUUAUUUUGAGAUUUUUGUGGAUGGAUUGCAAAAUUGUUGGAAAAUAAAUUUGAAAGUUUUGUAUAGUCAUAAAUUUGAGUUUUGUGUUUUUGUCGUUA